This is a messenger RNA of Nipponia nippon (crested ibis), 3438 nucleotides long. The record is from RefSeq and is a predicted model, not a curated record. NCBI's taxonomy places the organism in Eukaryota, Metazoa, Chordata, Aves, Pelecaniformes, Threskiornithidae.
GGAUCAGCAAAGAAAGUCAACGUCAACUUCCAAGACACCGACGGGUUCUCGGCUCUUCACCAUGCGGCGCUCAACGGCAACACGGAGCUCAUCUCACUGCUGCUGGAGGCGCAGGCUGCGGUGGACAUUAAGGACAACAAAGGCAUGCGGCCCCUGCACUACGCAGCUUGGCAAGGCAAGAAGGAGCCCAUGAAAAUGGUGCUGAAAGCGGGUUCCUCUGUCAACAUCCCGUCGGAUGAGGGUCAAAUCCCCCUGCACCUGGCAGCACAGCAUGGGCACUACGACGUGUCAGAGAUGCUCCUGCAGCACCAGUCCAACCCCUGCAUCAUGGACAAUUCGGGGAAGACGCCCCUGGACCUGGCAUGCGAGUUUGGCCGGGUCGGGGUGGUCCAACUGCUCCUGAACAGCAACAUGUGCGCAGCGCUGCUGGAGCCCAAGCCGGGGGACACCACCGACCCCAAUGGCACCAGCCCCCUGCACCUCGCCGCCAAGAACGGCCACAUCGACAUCAUCCGGCUCCUGCUGCAGGCUGGCAUCGACAUCAACCGGCAAACCAAGGCGGGCACAGCGCUGCACGAGGCGGCCCUGUGCGGCAAGACGGACGUGGUGCGGCUGCUGCUGGAUGGAAGGAGCGGGAUCAACGCCCACGUCAGGAACACCUACAACCAGACAGCUCUGGACAUCGUCAACCAGUUCACCACCAGCCAGGCCAGCAAGGAGAUCAAGCAGAUGCUGCGGGGGUCCCGCGGGGCCGACAUGAGCCCGUCCCACCUCUCGCCGUCGCAGGGGGGAUCGACCGCGCCGGCUCCCGCAGAGGAGAUCUGGGUGCUGCGGAAACCCUUCGCAGGUUCGUCGCGGUCGCAGAGCGUGGCCAGCUCCCCGUACGCCCCCCAGCCCCCUGCCGAGCCCCAGCUGAAGAAGAUGGAGCCACCAUCGGAGGGGAAGAGCUCAGAGGCUGUGUACCAGUGGCUCUGCAAGUUCCAGCUGCAGCUCUACGCACCCAACUUCAUCAACGCUGGCUACGACAUCACCACCAUUAGCCGGAUGACACCAGAGGACCUCACGGCCAUCGGUGUCACCAAGCCAGGGCACAGGAAGAAGAUAGCCUCUGAGAUCAACAACCUCAAUAUCCCUGAAUGGCUGCCAGAGUACAAGCCGGCCAACCUGGCGCUGUGGCUCUCCAUGAUUGGCCUGUCCCAGUACUACAAGGUGCUGGUGGAGAACGGCUACGAGAACAUCGACUUCAUCACUGACAUCACCUGGGAGGAUCUGCAGGAGAUCGGCAUCACCAAGCUGGGCCACCAGAAGAAGCUGAUGCUGGCAGUGAAGAAGCUGGCAGAGCUGCAGCGUGCUGAGCUGGGCAAGUAUGAGCCGGGUACACUGAAAAGGAAGGCAGCGGCGUGCCCGGAGGUGCUGGCCAUUGAGUCCCCCCCACCGGAGCCGCCCGAGUGCCAGUCACCCAAGAUGACCACCUUCCAGGACAGUGAGCUCAGCAGCGAGCUGCAGGUGGCCAUGACAGGCGAAGGCCCCGAGGAGCCCCCUGAGAAGGUGGCAAACCCCGCGGCCCCUGGCUACCGCUCGCCCCCGGGGCUGGGUGGCCGUGCCAGGCUGAUGAGCAGCUCGCAGGAGCUGCUGGGGGAUGGCCCGCGGGCCCCCCCCACCGCCGCCAUCUCCAAAAGCCAGGAGUACCUGGCAGAAGGGGCUGGUGAGGGCCCCCCCGCACCACCCAAGGAGGGGCGUCCGCCCCGGCACGGCCACCCCGUCAAGCGUGCCAGCGUGCCACCAGUGCCUGGCAAGCCCCGGCAGCCCUUCCCGCCCUCCGCUGGCCACCUGACACCACCACAGACCCCCGGCAAGCCACGGCCCCCCUCCCCACAGGGCCUGCCAGCACCCCACGCCACCGCCAAGGUGAAGCCCACACCGCAGCUGCUGCCGCCAGGCGAGCGCCCCGCGUCGCCCCGCUCCCUGCCCCAGUCACCCACCCACCGCGGCUUCGCCUACGUCCUGCCGCAGCCUGCCGAGGGCGAGGGGGGACCCCCGGGGGUGCCCGUCCUGCCCGUCUCAGUGCCAGUGCUGUGCCUGCCGCCGGCGGGUGAGGGCGAGGAGGAGCCCGGGCGGCCGAAGAAGCGGGCACACAGCCUGAACCGAUACGCUGCCUCCGACAGCGAGCAGGAGCGGGACGAGCUGCUGGUGCGUGACAAGAACGUCAACCGUAGCCAGUCCUUCGCUGUCCGCCCCAAGAAGAAGGGGCCCCCGCCGCCUCCCCCCAAGCGCUCCAGCUCCGCCAUCUCCAGCGCCGGCAUGGCUGAGGACUUCCCCAAGGAGGGUGAGGGUGAGGUGGCCACUGGGCCCCCUGUCACCGAGGGCGAGAGCCGCCGGGAGCAGCGGCGCGCCAGUGACCUGGGUGGCAGCGUGGACACGGGCAGUGCUGGAAGCGUGCGCAGCAUCGCGGCCAUGCUGGAGAUGUCCUCCAUUGGUGGUGGGGCCCGGGCACUGGCGCUGCAGAAGCCACAUGGGGCCAGCGGGCCAGGGCCGGCCAAGGCACCCGAGGGCUACUACCUGCAGCCAGGGGCCCCCCCAGGCAGCCCCGAGCGUGCCCGCGUGGCCACUGUCCUGGCCACUGUCAAGCACAAGGAGGCCAUUGGGCUGGAUGGGGAGGUGGUGAACCGGCGCCGGACCAUCAGUGGCCCUGUCGCUGGUGGCACCCGCCGUGAGCGUGCUGACAGCGUGCGAUCAGAGGUGGGUGCCGAUGGCCCUGGUGAGCGGCUGCGGGUUGAGCGUGGCGGCUCCCCAGACGGCAUCCCCUUCGCUGAGGAGGGCAACCUCACCAUCAAGCAGCGGCCACGGCCCCUGGGGCCUGCCCGGGGGGAGGUGGGCGAGGGGCUGUCCCCGGCCCACCGCCACGGCGACCUGGCCAAAGUGGAGGCCAGUGCCACGCUGAAGCGGCGGAUCCGGGCCAGGCAGAGCCAGCAAGAUGGCGUCCGCUUCGUCCUCACCGAGUCCGACACCGUCAAGCGCCGGCCCAAGGCCAAGGACAAGGAGCCAGCACUGGAGCCGGCUCCGCUCGCUGUCUACCAGAACGGCACCAGCACCGUCAAGCGGCGGCCACCGUCCAGCACGCCGCCCUCGCUCUGCUCCAGCCCUGCCAAGCCCCUCUCGCCCGGCGCGCAGCCCCAGCAGGUGCCGGUGAAGCCGCCACGCUCCGCCAUCACUGGUCCCUCCGUCGACAGUGCUGGCUCCGAGCUGGCACAGCAGAAGCUGGAGGAGACGAGCGCGUCCCUGGCCGCCGCGCUGCAGGCCGUGGAGGAGAAGAUCAAGCAGGAGGACAGUCAGGCGGCAGACUCGGCUGUGGAGUCGAAGAGCACCGUGAGCAUCCUGGACGACAUCGGCAGCAUGUUCGAUGACCUGGCGGACCAGCUGGACGCCAUGCUGGAGUGA